UCGUCAGUUUUGUUUUUGUUCAUUGUUUCGUUGUAAUCGCAGAAAAGUUUAUUGCAUGGCAUUUGAUAACAUUCUAACGACUUGCAUUGUUUGAUAGUAAUUGCUAUUUGUGGGUUAAUCGAAAUGCGUCCUAGUAAGUUCUUAUCCUAGUUUAGUGGUUAAGUGUAAAGUUCGGAUGUUCUUACUUCUAUUUGCGAUAAACAAGAACCAACCACUAUGACGGACCCUAAUAUUCGAUUAGCAGCCGAGUCACUGGUGGGUAGUAUUACAAAUCCAUAUACAUUAUCUCACUCACAGUCUCAUUCUGUGAACCUGUAUUCAGAAGAUCUGGUGGCAGGUCACAGGCCACAAGGGAAGAUGUCCACUGUGAGACGAUUCUUCUGUCUGUUUGUUACCUUCGAUUUAUUGUUCACGAGUUUAAUGUGGCUGAUAUGUGUAAUGAUGAGAGGCGAGACUUUGAAACAGAUCUUUGACAGAGAAAUAGUUCAUUACGACGUCAAGACUUCGCUGUUCGACGUAGUGAUGAUCUCAACAGCGGGAACGUGUGCCUUUUUAAUAGGAAAAGUAUUUGUAUUUGAUUGGCCGGCGGCAUCGCAGCCAGUGUACCAGGUGUUCCUAAUAGUGACGUCAUUCACUCUCUCAUGGGGCGAGGCGUGGUUCCUGGACUUCAGGGUCCUGCCCCAGGAGAUGCAAGCGAGGCAAAUAAUCGACUCUAUAGUGCACCAUGGUGCAACAGAGCGUACGCCACUGAUAUCACAUAGGGUGCCACAGUCCACUUAUGGAGAUUCCACGGUGAACUGGUUCUCGCCAGUGGAGACACCAGAAGCCAGCCCUAGACCGAUAAAACCAGGGGAACAAGUUAUACUCACACAGGAACAGAUAGACGAGUACAUAUCGCAAGCGGAUGAGAGCUUGCACAACGCGUGGAAGGUGCUACAUCUGCCCAACUGGGUGGUGGAAAAGAGAGGCGCCAACGGCGACGUGGUCGAGUCCAAGAGGACCGAUCAAUUCGGGAAGGUGUAUAGAUUUACGGGUAUAGUGGAGUGUCCAUCCCAGUUCAUAUACGAAGAGUUCAAAAAUAAUAUAUGCAAACUUCCUGAAUGGAAUCCGACAAUACUAAAGAGCGAACUUAUAAAGGAAAUAGCGCCAGGCGUCGAUCUGUCUUACCAAGUAACCGCGGGGGGAGGGAGGGGUGUUAUUGCCCCCCGUGAUUUCAUAAUACUUCGGCGCACGGCGAUGCUGUCGCGCGAGGGUAAAGUGGUGGACAGUGACCCGUACGCUUAUAUAACCAGCGGGGUCAGCGUACAAGUGCCCGGGUAUCCCCCGCACAGGGAUAUGGUCAGAGGGGAAAAUAAAGUUGGCUGUUGGCUCAUGAAGCCUAUAAAGGCGAAGACUCCUGGAGGCAAGAUCGAACAACAUACUACCUUCCAAUGGUUAAUGUGCUGUGAUCUCAAAGGUAGAAUACCACAGUUUGUAUUGGACGCUGCAUUCGCUUCAGUGAUGCUUGACUACAUAGUACAUGUAAGGAAAUUUGCUGCUCAAUCUAAAUCACAGGGAAAAUUUUAGAUUUCAGUUUGCCAUCUUUAGAAUACGUUAUGUCACUGCUUUUAUUCAUAAGGUAAAAUCACCAAAGCGCGUCCACCAUAAAAAGUGUAUUAAUUCUUUUUUAAUUCCACCUGCGAAACAUUUACAUAAGUUAAUGGUAAAGAUAUUGUUCAGGUUAAGAUAGAUUAAAUGAUGCUUUAAUUCUUUUUAUAAAAAUAACUUAGAUCAUUUGAAAACGUUUUUUAUAUGAAAAUGGAAUCUGAAAUGUUGUAUGCCUUUAUUGAUUGAAGUGCAUUUGUGCAAUGAAAGCAAAUCAUGGAACAUUUUUGAGUAAAAUAUUUUUAUAAAUAAAGUGCAAAUUCGCAUUUAAAUAACAGGAAUUCUCUAUAUCGUGGACGGAUAAGGAAAAGUAGCUUAGAAACUAUGUAAAUAGUAGUCAACCGAAUUUCGAUAUUUGUAAUAGUAAUGAAAUACCAUACAAUAUUUUAAAGCAAUUAAUACAAUAAUAAUAAGAAAACUAACAUUUGCUGAGGUAAAACGAAACAUUAACCUCGCUGAGUAACAUGGAUGAUUACACACCCCUUUACCUUACGUAGGGUUAACCUUUUUUUUUUAAGAAAAGUAGCGUGAAUGUAAAUUAUUGGAUGAAAGCUUUUUAUGUUUUCUUGUCUUUUCACGAUGGUUAAAUAUAUAAAUUAUACGCUUAACAUAGUGAAGAAGUGCGUCGUCACACUAUCAGUUUACGAUUGAUUCAUAAUGUAUAAUUUUGUCGGUUAAACUCUCUAGUAAAUUUGUAUAUCUUUUUUUUAUUUUUCUAGUAAUUUUAAUUAUUCCAAUUGUUUAGGUAGUUUUAUUUUUAAGACUAAAUAUGUAUACCACUGUUAGUUAUGGCUGCUAAAUGUGUUUCUAAAUAUAAAUAGUUCAUAAAUAACUUCGAAAAUUUAUGCCGUUAAAAUUGACGAGUAAUAUUUUUGCCAAAUGUCUACACUAUUGGCAUAAUAAGUAAAACCAUUGGAUAUUAAAUUAGCACUAAAUGAAAAUUCACCGAU
Diatraea saccharalis (sugarcane borer) is the source of this 2594-nucleotide messenger RNA. The record is from the annotation of a GenBank genome assembly. NCBI's taxonomy places the organism in Eukaryota, Metazoa, Arthropoda, Insecta, Lepidoptera, Crambidae.